Molecule: messenger RNA, 2349 nt
Organism: Ostrinia nubilalis (European corn borer)
Lineage: Eukaryota; Metazoa; Arthropoda; Insecta; Lepidoptera; Crambidae
Gene: Mkk4
Product: dual specificity mitogen-activated protein kinase kinase 4
Exons: 8
Coding region: 209-1447 (412 amino acids)
Biological process (GO): protein phosphorylation; MAPK cascade
Molecular function (GO): ATP binding; JUN kinase kinase activity
Source: RefSeq, a predicted model, not a curated record
UGUUGAGGUGAAAAAAAAAACAAAAUGUCAAUUUUGUAAGUGUUGUCGAUAAAUACAAUGAAUAGAUUUUACAAUAAAAUUUCGUGUCUUAGUAUGAAAACGUGACCAAUUUUUAGUUACCAAUAUCAAAUGGAUAAUUUGGAAGUUGUUAUCGACACCAAAGAGUAGUUGGAAACAUUUUAAACGAGUAUUUCUUAGCGAGCUAAAAAUGUCGAAGAAUGGCGAAGUGACAUCGAAUCAAGGCUCCAGUAGACCGUCAUUACCGAGACCAGAUUUGAAUCUUUUUGGUACAGAAAGACGCAAAGCGUUAGAUCUUCAAAUAAGUGGUGGUCCAUCAGCUGGGGGUAGUCCUGUGUUUACGCCAUUUACUGCAAAUCCAGCAGUAGUUCAACGACCUCGAGUGCCCUCACGUACCAUACGAGAUGUGUUGCCCGAAAAUACUAGAGACAGAUGCAGGAUUUAUCCGUCCAUGCAGUCAUCAGGCAAGUUGCAGCUAUCAGCAACAGAAGUCUAUGAUUUCACAGCCGACGACCUGCAGGAUCUGGGUGAGAUAGGAAGAGGAGCAUUUGGGGCUGUAAAUAAAAUGGAACACAGAAAAACCAACCGUGUAAUGGCUGUGAAACGCAUACGUUCCACAGUGGACGAAAAAGAGCAAAAGCAAUUACUCAUGGAUCUUGAAGUGGUAAUGAAAAGUAAUGAUUGCUUAUACAUUGUAGAGUUUUAUGGAGCCUUGUUUAAAGAAGGUGAUUGCUGGAUUUGCAUGGAAUUAAUGGACACUUCAUUAGACAAAUUUUAUAAGUUCAUUUGUGAGCGGAUGCAAACUCGAAUACCAGAAAACAUUUUAGCUAAAAUAACACUUGCAACAGUCAAAGCUCUAAAUUAUUUAAAGGAAAAGCUAAAAAUUAUUCAUAGAGAUGUGAAACCAUCCAACAUACUGUUAGACCGAAGGGGUAAUAUAAAGUUAUGUGAUUUUGGAAUAUCAGGAAAAUUGGUGGAUUCAAUAGCGCGUACACGCGACGCUGGUUGCAGACCAUAUAUGGCUCCGGAGCGGAUUGACCCAGGUAGAGCACGAGGUUAUGAUGUUCGUUCAGAUGUGUGGUCUCUUGGGAUCACACUAAUGGAAGUGGCAACGGGUGCCUUCCCCUAUCCACGUUGGGGCUCUGUUUUCGAACAGCUGCAACAAGUAGUCCAGGGUGAUCCUCCACGUCUUACAAACACUAAUAAUGCAUUUUCCAACAACUUCGUAAACUUUGUCAACACAUGCUUGAUCAAAGAAGAGACUCAGCGUCCUAAAUACAACAGACUGUUGGAACACCCAUUCAUCAAAGGUAUCGAACAGAGCCGAGCUGAUGUCGCUGCGUAUGUAUGUGAAGUUCUGGACGCUAUGGAGCGUAAUGGCGUAAGUCCAUUCACAACAGAUCAGCCUGCUCAAGCAUGGGUUGAUUAACUGUUAUAUCAAAAUUUAGAAAGUUUAAACACCCUUUUAAAUCAGGUACUUGAUCAUUAAAAUAGAGAAUAAUAAUGUUUGACAGUUCUUAAAUCUAUGUUGACUGGCUUGCCUCAUUUAAAAUACCUGCCAUGAUGACAGUUUAUGUUGUUAGAAAUGUAAUUUUAAUAUUAAAAUUAAGUAUUUCUGUAUGAAUGAAAUGAAGUAGUAUUUGUUAGGACAAGUAGGACAAUUCUUUGAAUUAAUACCGUGAGGUACAGUAAAAAGAAGUAUUUUAUACAUACACCCUAAAUAAUAAAUGUUAUAUGUAUACUAAGUUCCCAAAGUAGAUAAUUAUUUUCAGCAAGUAUAUUUGUCCUGAAACUAGAUUAAAAAAUAAGUUUCAAAUAAUGUUUAUGUAAGUAUAAAUAGUUCCAUUUACCAUUAAGAUAAGCUGCUUAUUUUGAUUUCUGUAUAAAACCUAUAUAAACUUUGUUUUGGGAACAGAAGUACCUAAUUAUAAUAAUGUUCAUUUGUGUAUGUAAAGUUUAAAAAAAUUACCCUCCAUUCUGCAGUCGGGUAAAUAGGAAUGAAACUUGCUUGUAGUAAAUUUUAUCCAGCUGCCAGAAUUAGUCAGAAAUGAAUUUUAGCAUGCAAAAACACAUAAUGUAGUUAAUAGUUUUAUAAAUUUGUAUAUACAAACAGAUAAUAAAUAAAUAAAUAAGAAUAUUAACAAUAUUAUUACAUUUCAUAUAGUGACCAUUUUUUUAUGGAUGCAAUACACUAUGUUUGCAAACCAUUUUAUUAAUUAUUAUUAUGACUUAUAGCAAUUAAUUUUCACUGUAUUUAUUCAAAAUUACUAUUUAUAAGAUUUGGUUCCGAAAAAUAAUAUAAGAAAUAGAAUAAUACAUUAGUAAAUCUUA